AUUUGGCAGAAUUAAUUGAAAAAAUUGUGUUGCGCCUCUUUGAAACACCAUCCGAACAUUAUUUCAGCAGCAGAGAAUAUGAAGCUGACGAAAAUACGGAGAUUAAAAACCUUACAGCAGUUCAGCAGCUUGGCAUUAAAAUGGCAGUCGGCUACGGUAAGCAUUUGAAUUUGCUGAAAGAAAAUGCAGAAAACGAUCUAUAUCAAGUACUAAUAUACUGUGAGAAAUAUUUGAAACAACAGGAAGUACUUUUAAGGACAUCAUUACGUAAUCAGGGUGGAUACGCAUGCUAUGACUGGUUUGUAUCUUCUGUGUUUCUAAUAAUGAUGGGAGAUCGAGAGAAGACAUUAACAUUUUUCCACCAGUUCUCCUAUCUUCUUGUUUCAGCCUUUCUUUGGGUACCACGGCUGCAUAAUUCUAUACACCUGCCAGUAGACACAGCAGUGUCUGGCAUCCAUCCAGUCUACUUUUGCAGUGCUCACUACGUUGAGAUGUUGCUGAAAGCUGAGUUGCCACUUGUUUCUUCUGCUUUCCAUAUGUCUGGAUUUACAUCAUCACAGAUCUGUCAGCAGUGGAUAACACAAUGUUUCUGGAAUUACAUGGACUGGAGAGAGAUUUGUCAUUACAUUGCCAUUUGUAUUUUCCUUGGCCCAGAUUACCAGAUAUAUAUGUGUAUAUCUGUGUUCAAACAUCUACAGCAAGAAAUCCUUCAGCAUACGCAGGCUCAGGAUCUUCAAGUUUUUCUUAAAGAAGAAGCACUCCAUGGAUUUCAAGUAAAUGAUUAUGUUGAAUAUAUGGAAAGCCUGGCUCAAACCUACAGACCAGUUCUAUUAAGAGACAUGAGGAAUAUUGGAAUGCCAAGCACAUAGAUCAAGCAGAUGAGCACAUCAUUUCAAAUUUUGGUUGUGUACUUUAAGGAAAAAUGAUUGUUUUAUUUCCUUCUCCAUAAAAAAUGCAUUCAUUCUAACUGUCCAUGCAGCCAAAUCAAUAAGGUUUUUCAGCAUUCCAUUUUCACAAGACAACAUCCUCUAAAUUGGAUCAUCUGAAAAAUAAUGUGUUUUUCUGGCCAGGUGUUAGAGUUUGUUUACAGUUGGUUUCAGAAACUAGCCUUGAAUUACAUAAAUGUUCUGCUUAUAUUUUUCAGGAAGCAGUUUCUAUACUAUUAAACUUUGCUUCCUAACAUUUCUAAAUUGUGUAAAGGUUAGAUAGUAAGGAACCGUCUAAACACUGCAUGCUGCAAAAAUAAUCUUGGGAGGUCAAAAAAAUAAAAUGUCAUAGUUACAGGUCCUGAGUGCUCAGUUUGAAGUAGAAUGAAAGGUUUGUUAUUGUUUUUUGCUGUAAAUAUUUUUAAAUAGUACAUACUAAAACAUAAUAAUACUACUAUUAAAUAGUACAUACUAAAGCUUUAAGUUGCAGAAGAGAGUAAAUUAACACUUCAAUAGAUCUGUUAAUAAACUGUAGAUUUUGUUUCCUUUUUUGUUGAAACUGAAUGUAAAGAAAUAAAUC
Messenger RNA from Python bivittatus (Burmese python), 1506 nucleotides. NCBI's taxonomy places the organism in Eukaryota, Metazoa, Chordata, Lepidosauria, Squamata, Pythonidae. The record is from RefSeq and is a predicted model, not a curated record.